Messenger RNA from Poecilia latipinna (sailfin molly), 2860 nucleotides. It is a transcript of the gene f2rl2, whose product is annotated as coagulation factor II (thrombin) receptor-like 2. The transcript has 2 exons. Gene Ontology annotation, molecular function: thrombin-activated receptor activity. Gene Ontology annotation, cellular component: plasma membrane. Gene Ontology annotation, biological process: blood coagulation; thrombin-activated receptor signaling pathway; positive regulation of Rho protein signal transduction. The record is from RefSeq and is a predicted model, not a curated record. Bases 1415 to 2524 code for a protein of 369 amino acids. NCBI's taxonomy places the organism in Eukaryota, Metazoa, Chordata, Actinopteri, Cyprinodontiformes, Poeciliidae.
AAAAAAGCUCAAAGGUCACUUCAGUUUUCAAACGGCACCAAGUUCAUUAAAAAUAUACAAGGUUUUAAGUCAAAUAAACUUCAAACUCUAAAUUAAUUUUCUGUUCAGGUUAGAAAUGCAAAUCGGACCAUUUCCAGCUCAACUGGCCUUCACUGGUGAUCAGCUGGUUGGAAACUCAAAUAUCCAAACUUGUUUUCAGUCUGUGCACCAUCUGAGCACAAUCUAGUUGUAUUGACAGAAGCAUCUUGACAUAGUUACUGAGUAAAGACGACUCAGAUUUAGCCUCAUUCUGAGUCAGAGGAAAUGUCAGAAGCCAUUUAAAAAACUAUUUUCUAACAUGUCAAGGCAUCUCUGCUGUGUAUUCAGAAAGAGAGAGAGAGCAAUAGAGUACAAGACUUUAAGCAGGCCACUAGAAAGCUAUUCAGUUUCAUCAUUUUUGAGCUCACUACCGGUAUGCUAGUAAAAUAAUAUAAAUUCUUUUUUAGCUCGUUUUUAAACAGCAAUCUGCUAAAAUUGGUAUUGGCAAGUCAAAACUUUACAAAAACCAGAGAUCAGAAAUCGGUGACAAAAUUCUGAUCUGUGGUAUGGCAUUUUAAUGCACAAAGCAGAUUAUAUUUUACUGCAUAAAUAAUAUACAUCAAAGUAACUACAUGAUAAUCAGCUAAGGGAUCUCAAAAACGAGAAAAUAUGACUCCUCGUUGAUCCCCUCCAGUACAAACUUUGUUUACACAGCUUAGAGGCCGUUUCCUUUCAGGCUAAUUUUAGAGACCCCUGUUUGAGUCAAAGAUUAUUCCUUGACCACAGAUUCCUGAGAAAGGAAGUUACUGCUAUAAAACAGCAAGACAGCCAACAGAUGCCGUUUGUUUGUCUGAAUUUAACAAACUCAACAGUGAGACUAAAGCUGAGAGAUCAGCAAGUAUCCAAAUUCACCGGUCAAAAUUGUGUUGCUUUCCAUUGGAAAAUUUUAAAUCUUUCACAAAAAAAAGGAUCAUAUUAUUCUAUAGUCCAGAAACAAUAAUAAACAGCAAAAAUGAAAAUGAAAAUUUUUAAAACAACCCAAACCUUAUAAAAAAAAAUGCUGAAAGAAAUUGUCAUUUGCUUAUUGUUCACAGUUGUUGAUAGGCAGGCACAAAGCCACUCCACACCCUUUGUGAGUCAGAGGGAAGUUCCUGACACAGGCAGAAGGGAAUUCAGUUUUCAGGCCAGAGCAGGAAAAGCGUUCACAACAUCACGCACCAGUAAGCAAGCCACACAGACAAACGGAGAGCUGAACUGGAGAACAAACAACGAUUGAUUCAACUUUUUGAGCUGCAGAGAUGUAGAAGAGCAAAUUUCACCAGUGGAGAACUGCUGAAGGGAACCAUCAUCAAAAACAAGAGCUUUGAGAAGCGUGGGAAAUCAGUCUGAAAGCGUUAUGGCUAACCUUCUGAGGGGACUCCUGUUAUGUUUAAUGGUGGCUCAGACCAGUCAGGUCAAUGGGAAAGGGAGAAAGACUGCUCCACCAAAGAGUUUUAAGGGAUUCUUCGAUAAAUCUAACGACACAAUGCAGAAGCUUGACCUUUUCCGCUCUAGCAUCGUCCCUCACCUGGAUGUGGAGCCCGAGGGCCCUGCGGCAGCAUACACCACUGGGGCCAUCAGUACUUGGAUCAUACCUUCAUCAUACAUCCUAACGAUCCUCGUGGGAAUCCCAUCCAACACCUACAUUCUGGCGUUCCUCAGAGUCAGACUCACUUCAAAGACUUUAUCCACAGUGGUCCUGUACCUGAACCUGGCCCUGUCGGACCUGCUGCUCGUCCUGUCUCUUGCUCUGCGAGUUCACUACCACCUAAGCGGAAACAACUGGAUAUUUGGUGAAAUCUCCUGUCGGCUUAUUACGGCUUUAUUUUUUGGAAACGUUUACUGCUCGGCUCAGACCAUCGCUUGCAUCAGUUUGAAGCGCUAUCUGGCCGUGGUCAAGCCAUUUCUGUACAGAAGGAUGGCUAAAACCAGCCUGGCAGUGUGGAUGUGCGUGGUCGUAUGGUUUCUGUAUGGAGCAGCCAUUGUGCCUGAGCUGCUGGUCACGCAGAGCUACCACAUCAGAAGGCUGGAGAUCACGACGUGCCAUGAUGUACUUCCUCUAGAAGAACCCUCCCAUUCGCCGCUGGUGCUGUGCAAACUGAUCCUAGUUUUUCUAGGCUUCUUACUGCCGUUCAUGGUUUGUAUUUACACCCACGUCGCAGUGAUUUACCACCUGGAGAAAAGUUCCUGCGACUGGAAACUGUUCACCAGAGUGAGCACUCUGGUUUUUAUCAUCUUCCUGGUGUGUUUUCUCCCCAGUGGCGUUCUGCAUGCUGCCCACUACAUCCGCCUGUUUUCCAGUGGGGAUGACACACUGUAUGGAUACUAUAGAUUAGCAGUUUGUCUCUGCUGUUUCCACAGUUGCCUGGAUCCCUUCCUGUGCAUGCUCCUUUCCUUGACAGGAGACUCAGAGAUACAAUUCAUCUCUUGUAAUAGGAUACUACGGAGGCCAGCAGUUAUAGCAUGACACUGGACAUUUCUGUCUAACAGGAUGGAAGAAAGACUGUUUGCUUGAGUACUGUAGAUAAGAGAGAAGAGGAAAACCACUCUACAGUUCAAACAUAUCAAUCAUUGUGACAAAAAAAUAUGUAAAGUUUCAUUUUGCCAGUAAUACAGCCAUAUUAAAUGAAUUUCAAUAAUACAAAAAAGUGUAUUAAAUUAAGUAACUCAAUUCCAGUGGGGACGCCUGGGAUUGAGUAAAAACAUUAUGUAGAUUAAAUACACACAGACGGAUGUUUUCCAGCUUUCUGUUGACGAUGAUUUUCUGGUAACAGCUAAUAAAAACACAAUGUGUUUCAUGCAG